This is a messenger RNA of Eubalaena glacialis (North Atlantic right whale), 7605 nucleotides long. It is a transcript of the gene UNC79, whose product is annotated as unc-79 homolog, NALCN channel complex subunit. Gene Ontology annotation, molecular function: protein binding. The record is from RefSeq and is a predicted model, not a curated record. Lineage: Eukaryota; Metazoa; Chordata; Mammalia; Artiodactyla; Balaenidae. The transcript is spliced from 49 exons. Bases 16 to 7605 code for a protein of 2529 amino acids.
ACUUUGCCCUACACGAUGAUAUCAACUUUAGCUACCUUUCCUCCGUUUCUGCACAAGGAUAUUAUUGAAUAUCUCAGCACAUCUUUUCUACCAAUGGCUAUAUUGGGCUCCUCAAGGAGAGAAGGUGUUCCUGCCCAUGUUAAUCUCUCCGCAUCAUCCAUGCUAAUGAUUGCAAUGCAGUACACAUCCAAUCCAGUAUAUCACUGUCAAUUAUUGGAAUGCCUCAUGAAAUAUAAACAAGAAGUCUGGAAAGAUCUUUUGUAUGUGAUAGCCUAUGGGCCUUCACAGGUGAAACCUCCAGCUGUGCAAAUGCUGUUCCAUUACUGGCCCAAUUUAAAACCUCCUGGGGCAAUAAGCGAGUACAGGGGCUUACAGUACACAGCUUGGAACCCCAUCCACUGCCAGCACACUGAAUGCCACAACGCAAUUAACAAACCAGCUGUGAAGAUGUGUAUAGACCCCUCCUUGUCUGUAGCUUUGGGUGAUAAACCACCCCCAUUGUAUCUCUGUGAAGAAUGCAGCCAGAGGAUUGCAGGGGACCACAGUGAAUGGUUGAUUGAUGUUCUUCUGCCGCAAGCUGAAAUAUCUGCUAUAUGUCAGAAGAAGAACUGCAGUUCGCACGUUAGGAGAGCUGUUGUCACCUGCUUUUCAGCAGGGUGUUGUGGUCGUCACGGAAACAGGCCUGUUCGGUACUGCAAAAGAUGCCACUCAAAUCAUCACAGUAACGAACUGGGGGCUGCCUCGGAGACCCACCUCUAUCAGACCUCCCCUCCACCCAUCAACACUCGGGAAUGUGGUGCCGAGGAACUUGUCUGCGCCGUGGAGGCCGUGAUUAGCUUGUUGAAAGAAGCCGAGUUCCAUGCUGAGCAGCGGGAACAUGAGCUCAAUCGCCGGCGGCAGCUGGGCCUCUCCUCUUCCCACCAUUCCCUGGAUAACACUGACUUUGACAACAAAGAUGAUGAUAAACACGACCAGCGGCUACUCAGUCAAUUUGGAAUAUGGUUCUUAGUGAGCCUCUGCACGCCCAGUGAGAACACCCCUACGGAAAGCUUGGCCAGGCUGGUGGCCAUGGUGUUUCAGUGGUUUCACUCCACAGCAUAUAUGAUGGAUGAUGAAGUUGGAAGUUUAGUGGAAAAGCUGAAGCCUCAGUUUGUCACCAAGUGGUUGAAGACAGUAUGUGAUGUUCGCUUUGAUGUCAUGGUCAUGUGCCUUCUUCCCAAACCAAUGGAAUUUGCCAGGGUUGGUGGAUACUGGGAUAAGUCCUGUAGCACAGUGACUCAGUUGAAGGAAGGUCUCAACCGAAUCCUCUGCCUAAUUCCCUACAAUGUGAUCGGUCAGUCCGUGUGGGAGUGUAUCAUGCCAGAAUGGCUGGAAGCCAUCAGAACAGAAGUCCCAGAUAAUCAGUUAAAAGAAUUCAGGGAAGUAUUAAGCAAAAUGUUUGACAUUGAGCUUUGUCCUCUACCUUUUUCAAUGGAAGAGAUGUUUGGCUUUAUUAGUUGUCGGUUCACAGGAUACCCUUCCUCUGUGCAGGAACAAGCUUUACUGUGGCUUCAUGUAUUAUCAGAGUUAGACAUCAUGGUUCCACUUCAACUAUUAAUCAGUAUGUUUUCUGAUGGAGUUAAUUCUGUCAAAGAACUGGCAAAUCAAAGAAAAUCAAGAGUCAGUGAACUGGCAGGGAACCUUGCAGCUCGAAGGGUGAGUGUUGCCUCUGAUCCUGGUCGACGAGUUCAGCACAAUAUGCUGAGUCCAUUUCAGAGUCCUUUUCAGAGUCCAUUUCGGAGUCCUAUGCAUAGUCCAUUUCGUAGUCCUUUCAAGAAUUUUGGACAUCAAGGAGGAAGGACUAUUGACUUUGAUUGUGAAGACGAUGAAAUGAAUCUAAAUUGUUUCAUCCUCAUGUUUGAUCUUCUCCUGAAGCAGAUGGAGUUACAAGAUGAUGGGAUCACGAUGGGCUUAGAGCACAGCUUAUCAAAGGACAUUAUUUCCAUUAUAAACAAUGUCUUCCAAGCCCCCUGGGGGGGCUCCCACACCUGCCAGAAGGAAGAAAAAGCAAUUGAGUGUAACUUAUGUCAGUCUAGUAUUCUCUGCUAUCAGCUUGCUUGUGAGCUCCUGGAGAGACUGGCUCCCAAAGAAGAAAGCCGGCUGGUGGAGCCCACAGACAGCCUUGAGGAUAGCCUCCUUUCUUCCAGACCAGAGUUUAUUAUAGGCCCGGAAGGUGAGGAGGAGGAGAAUCCAGCAACUAAGCAUGAGGAGAACCCAGGCAAUCGCACCGAGCCCAUGGAACAUGCUGCAAUAAAGAAUGAUACUGAAAGAAAGUUUUGCUACCAACAGCUUCCAGUAACGCUGAGACUAAUAUACACCAUUUUCCAGGAAAUGGCCAAGUUUGAAGAGCCAGACAUUCUUUUUAAUAUGCUCAAUUGCCUGAAGAUCCUCUGUCUACAUGGAGAGUGUUUAUACAGUGCUAGAAAAGAUCAUCCUCAAUUUUUAGCCUACAUUCAGGAUCACAUGUUGAUUGCAAGCCUGUGGAGAGUCGUCAAAUCUGAAUUCUCCCAGCUAUCUUCAUUGGCAGUUCCUCUCCUUCUUCACGCUUUGUCACUUCCUCAUGGUGCUGACAUCUUUUGGACAAUCAUAAAUGGCAAUUUCAACAGCAAAGACUGGAAGAUGAGGUUUGAAGCAGUGGAAAAAGUGGCUGUAAUUUGUAGAUUUCUGGAUAUUCAUUCAGUGACCAAAAACCACCUGCUGAAGUACUCCCUGGCACACGCCUUCUGCUGCUUUCUGACGGCUGUGGAGGACGUCAACCCAGCGGUGGCUACGAGGGCUGGUCUCCUGCUUGACACCAUAAAGAGGCCAGCCUUGCAGGGUCUGUGUCUUUGUCUUGACUUCCAGUUUGAUACUGUGGUUAAAGAUCGACCCACAAUAUUGAGCAAGCUUUUACUCUUGCAUUUUCUUAAGCAAGAUAUUCCUGCUUUGAGUUGGGAGUUCUUUGUCAACAGAUUUGAAACGCUUUCUUUGGAAGCUCAGCUACAUUUGGAUUGUAACAAAGAAUUUCCUUUUCCUACAACUAUCACUGCUGUGAGGACCAAUGUCGCUAAUCUCAGUGAUGCAGCACUGUGGAAGAUCAAGAGGGCUCGUUUUGCAAGGAACCGCCAGAAGAGUGUGCGUUCCCUCAGAGACAGCGUGAAAGGGCCCGCGGAAUCCAAGAGAGCGCUCUCCCUCCCUGAGACCCUAACCUCCAAAAUCCCUGUGAGGUUGACCAGGCAUGAGCAGUCUGCUCCAGCUCUCGGUGGGACACCCGAACAGAUGCCAGGCCAACAAUCCCCUGAGAAUGACAACACCAUCAAGGACCUGCUCCCCGAAGACGCUGGGAUCGACCACCAGACAGUGCACCAGCUGAUUACAGUACUCAUGAAGUUCAUGGCCAAGGAUGAGAGCAGCGCCGAGUCAGACAUCAGCAGCGCCAAGGCCUUCAACACGGUCAAGCGGCACCUGUAUGUCUUACUUGGCUACGACCAGCAGGAAGGUUGCUUCAUGAUUGCACCUCAAAAAAUGCGCCUGUCAACUUGUUUUAAUGCGUUUAUUGCAGGAAUUGCCCAAGUUAUGGACUAUAACAUUAAUUUGGGAAAACACCUUCUCCCCUUGGUGGUUCAGGUGCUCAAAUACUGCUCUUGUCCUCAACUGCGGCAUUAUUUCCAACAGCCGCCUCGUUGUUCUCUCUGGUCCCUAAAACCUCACAUCCGGCAGAUGUGGUUGAAGGCCUUGCUUGUCAUCCUUUACAAGUAUCCAUACCGAGACUGUGAUAUCAGCAAGGUCCUGCUGCAUCUGAUUCACAUAACAGUCAAUACACUCAAUGCACAGUAUCAUAGCUGCAAGCCCCAUGCCACGGCAGGACCUUUGUACAGUGACAACAGUAACAUAAGCAGAUACAGCGAAAAAGAAAAAGAAGAAGAUAGUGUUUUUGAUGAAUCUGAUAUUCAUGAUACACCUACUGGACCCUGCAAUAAAGAGUCUCAAACUUUUUUUGCAAGAUUGAAAAGGAUAGGCGGCAGCAAAAUGGUGAAAUAUCAGCCGGUUGAGAUGAAUAUUCAGAGAAGUGAAAUAGAACUGGCUGAAUAUAGAGAGAUGGGUGCAUUACAAGACAACAUUCUACACUGUGUGAGAGAAGAAAGCAUUCAGAAAAAAAAGCUGCGCUCUUUAAAACAAAAAUCUCUUGAUAUAGGGAAUGCAGACUCCCUCUUGUUUACACUAGAUGAGCACCGUAGGAAGUCCUGCAUAGACCGGUGUGACAUAGACAAGCCUCCAGCCCAAGCUGCUUAUUUCAUGCAAAGACAGCAUGACCAUGGACGGUCUAGACAGAAUUCUGCUACGAGGCCUGACAAUGCCGAAAUCCCCGAGAACCCGGCUAUGGAAGGUUUUCAAGAAGCUCGGAGGCCUGUAAUACCAGAAGUUAGGUUAAACUGCAUGGAGACAUUUGAGGUGAAAGUGGACUCCCCAAUAAAGGCUGCUCCCAAAGAGGAUUUAGAUCUGAUAGAUUUGUCCUCAGAUUCAACAUCUGGGCCUGAAAAGCACUCUACGCUCUCAACGUCGGACAGCGACUCCCUUGUGUUUGAACCUCUUCCCCCUCUCCGAAUAGUAGAGAGUGAUGAAGAGGAGACCAUGGACCAAGGGGACGAUGGUACCUCUGGUAAGGAUGCUGCUUCCUCUCCCUCCAUCCGCAACCACCCCUCUGUCCUCAGCCUCAGUACGACGCCCCUCGUGCAAGUAAGUGUGGAAGACUGUUCCAAAGACUUUUCUUCUAAGGACUCAGGAAAUGACCAGUCAGCGGGUGACAGGGACUCCCCUCUCAUAGCUCUGGAAGACCCCACAGACUCCGAAGAAUUAUCAAAGCCUGAGGAGCUGCAAGAGUUUUCCUGUGGCAGCCCGCUCACGCUUAAGCAAAAACGAGACCUCCUUCAGAAGAUGCUUGCUCUCCCUGAGAUGUCACUGGACAAUAACCCUGAGCCCAGCACCGAGGAAGGGAAGCCCGGUGGGCUGAUGCCAAGUUCAGGGGCAAAAACUGUCCUCCUCAAAGUCCCUGAAGAUUCGGAGAAUCCAAUGGAAAGUGAGAAGCCGGACGCCAGUGCUGAAUCAGACGCAGAACAGAACCCUGAAAGGAAGGCAGAAGAGGAGGGAGCUGAGGAAUCUGAAUUUAAGAUUCAGAUUGUCCCCAGGCAGAGGAAACAGAGGAAGAUUGCGGUCAGUGCCAUCCAGAGAGAGUACCUUGACAUUUCCUUCAACAUUCUAGACAAAUUGGGAGAUCAGAAAGAUCCAGAUCCCGCUACUAAAGGACUUUCAACUUUGGAAAUGCCACGAGAAUCCUCAUCUGCCCCUACAUUAGAAGCAGGUGUGCCAGAAACAAGUAGCCAUUCUUCAAUAUCAACUCAGUAUAGGCAGAUGAAAAGGGGAUCCCUGGGAGCUCUGACAAUGAGCCAGUUAAUGAAGCGACAGCUGGAACAUCAGUCUAGCGCCCCCCAUAACAUCAGCAACUGGGACACUGAACAGAUACAGCCUGGGAAACGCCAGUGUAAUGUGCCAAUGUGCCUAAACCCUGACCUGGAGGGACAGCCACUGAGAACGAGAGGUGCCACGAAAUCCAGCCUGCUGUCAGCACCCAGCAUUGUGAGUAUGUUUGUACCAGCACCCGAAGAAUUCACAGAUGAGCAGCCGACGGUGAUGACAGACAAAUGCCAUGACUGUGGGGCCAUUCUUGAAGAGUAUGAUGAGGAAACCCUUGGGCUGGCCAUUGUGGUCCUCUCCACAUUCAUUCACUUAAGCCCAGACUUGGCAGCCCCGUUGUUGCUGGAUAUCAUGCAGUCUGUGGGAAGAUUGGCAUCCAGCACAACUUUUUCUAAUCAAGCAGAAAGCAUGAUGGUCCCCGGCAAUGCAGCGGGGGUGGCCAAGCAGUUCCUGCGCUGUAUCUUCCAUCAACUGGCUCCCAAUGGCAUCUUCCCGCAGCUGUUCCAGAGCACUAUCAAAGAUGGGACUUUUUUACGGACCUUGGCCACGUCUCUGAUGGACUUCAAUGAGCUGAGCUCUGUUGCCGUCCUCAGUCAACUCUUGGAGGGUCUAAAUAACAAAAAGAAUUUACCAGCAGGGGGCGCUAUGAUACGCUGUUUGGAAAACAUUGCUACCUUCAUGGAAGCUUUGCCCAUGGAUUCUCCUAGUAGCCUCUGGACAAUCAUCAGCAACCAGUUUCAGACUUUUUUUGCCAAGCUGCCUUGUGUUUUGCCUCUGAAGUGUUCUUUAGAUUCCAGUUUGAGAAUUAUGAUUUGCCUCUUGAAGAUACCCUCUACCAAUGCCACAAGGAGUUUGUUGGAACCAUUUUCAAAACUGCUCAGCUUUGUAAUUCAGAAUGCCAUCUUCACUUUGGCCUACCUGGUGGAGGUGUGUGGCUUAUGUUACCGAGCUUUCACUAAGGAGAGGGAUAAAUUCUAUUUGUCUCGUAGUGUUGUUCUAGAACUCCUGCAGGCCCUGAAGCUUAAAUCUCCUUUACCGGAUACAAACCUCCUUCUGCUUGUUCAGUUUAUUUGUGCAGAUGCUGGAACCAAACUAGCUGAGUCAACAAUCCUGAGCAAGCAGAUGAUCGCCUCUCUACCUGGAUGCGGCACGGCGGCGAUGGAGUGCGUGCGGCAGUACGUCAGCGACGUGCUGGACUUCAUGGCAGACAUGCACACGCUGACCAAACUGAAGAGCCACAUGAAGACAUGUUCCCAGCCUCUGCAUGAAGAUACCUUUGGUGGCCAUCUCAAAGUUGGGCUGGCUCAGAUUGCAGCCAUGGAAAUCUCACGGGGCAACCACAGAGAUAACAAAGCUGUGAUUCGCUAUCUGCCUUGGCUCUAUCAUCCCCCUUCUGCAAUGCAACAAGGACCAAAAGAAUUCAUUGAGUGUGUCUCUCACAUCCGGCUGCUGUCCUGGCUGCUUCUGGGUUCCCUCACUCAUAAUGCAGUGUGUCCAAAUGCCUCCUUUCCCUGCCUGCCAAUACCUCUGGAUGCAGGUUCCCAUAUUGCAGACCAUCUUAUUGUUAUUCUGAUUGGAUUUCCAGAGCAAUCAAAGACCUCCGUGUUGCACAUGUGUUCUCUUUUCCAUGCAUUUAUCUUUGCUCAGCUCUGGACCGUAUAUUGCGAACAAAGUGCUGUAGCUACAAAUGUUCAAAGUCAGAAUGAAUUCAGCUUCACAGCGAUACUGACAGCACUAGAAUUUUGGAGUAGGGUGACACCCAGCAUCCUUCAGCUGAUGGCCCAUAACAAAGUGAUGGUAGAAAUGGUGUGUCUCCAUGUGAUUAGUUUAAUGGAGGCAUUGCAAGAAUGCAAUUCAACAAUUUUUGUCAAGCUGAUACCUAUGUGGUUGCCAAUGAUUCAGUCAAAUAUCAAGCACUUAUCUGCGGGACUCCAGCUUCGCCUCCAGGCCAUUCAGAACAACGCGGACCACCACAGCCUCAGGACGCUGCCGGGCUCCACCCAGAGCAGUGCCAGCCUGGCGGCCCUGCGCAAGUGGCUGCAGUGCACCCAGUUCAAAAUGGCCCAGGUGGAGAUCCAGUCCUCAGAAGCAGCCUCUCAAUUUUAUCCUCUAUGA